Drosophila teissieri is the source of this 1227-nucleotide messenger RNA. RefSeq lists its product as uncharacterized. The transcript is spliced from 6 exons. Bases 229 to 1131 code for a protein of 300 amino acids. Lineage: Eukaryota; Metazoa; Arthropoda; Insecta; Diptera; Drosophilidae. The record is from RefSeq and is a predicted model, not a curated record.
CACAGUGUUCAAUUAAUUGAGCCACUCGUUUGACCUCCACUUGCUUGUUCGAUUCUAGUUUUUUGGGCGUUCUUUCCGACUCCAAACACGCGAUACAAAGGGAUACUUGGAGAUAGGACGGGGAGAUAAACUGCAUAAAUCAACGCCACUGCAAAAGCCAAUAGCAACAAUAACUGGAAACAAUUAAUUUUAUUCAAACAAGAGCAACAAUAAGGACGACGACAAAAAAUGGAUUACGGCUGGCUGAUGUUUCUGUUCAUCGCACUUUUAAUUGACUUUCCAAUCGCAUGUGCUCUGUUUGUGACGGAUAUCAGUGUGCCCGAGAUCGUAGAUUUUCGGGACAAUGUGACCUUAUCGUGCAGCUACGAUAUGCGAGGUCACACGCUAAACUCGGUCAAAUGGUACAAAGACCACGAGGAGUUUUUCAGAUAUUCCCCUCUGACGAGUCCGAUUUACAUGACUUUCGAAGUGCCAGGUCUACAAGUGCUCGAAGGGAAAUACGUGUGCAACGAAUCGAGUUGCCGACUGGAUUUGAGUUUACAAGGUGCCAAGUCAACCGGACUCUAUAAGUGCGAAGUUAGCGGAGAUGCGCCCCACUUUAAGCUCGCGGAUAAGGCGGACAACAUGACUGUUGCAGCACUGCCUCAGAACGACCCGCUAAUCGAGAGCUUCAACUCCAUGUAUCGCAUGGAGGAGUACCUCAAAGCCACUUGCAUAUCGGACUUCUCCAGCCUGCCCACACGACUCACCUGGUACAUAAAUGGCGAGCAGCCGCUGUUAGGAGAACUGUAUCCCACAACGGACACAAGUUUAGCAGCCCAUGAUUAUGUACUGAGGCGACAGCGGCUUCAGGUGCAAUUCUUUUUGCAGGGGCAGCGCUUUUUCCAGGCCGGUAAAAUCCUGGAGCUCAAAUGCGUGGCGGAAAUUGAAAAUUAUCCGGAGCUGAGGCGCGAGAAGACUCUCAGUGCGUCACUAUCGCAGUACGACAAUUUCAACAAUCAAAUGCCGCUGAGGCAUGCGAAUGCAAACUCUGGCUCGGCACAAAGGAGCAUCCUGUGUGGCAGGACGUCACUAAUUUCCGCAUUUCUGGCGGCAAUUCUGCUAAUUCACUGUUUGCGACGCCCUUCAUGAACAGUCUCAUCCAUAAGAGAAUCGGAAUCGGCGGAAGAACUCAAAUCUCCGGACUCGGAUUCAAAAUCGCCUCGUAUGGCAACUUUGUCAACUAUA